UUCCGGGUGAGUGAGCCCAAGCUCACCGACUUAGCUCCCGACCCGCCGCGCCGAGGCACUUUCCUACAUUUUGUGAAGGGGAAUCUCCUUGCAGCAGAGAGCCGUCUUCGCGGACCCCUCCCCUCGCCCCCAGCUGAGAGAAAAUGGCUACAGAUCUUAUCCAAGAAGGACAACGGGAAGGACCUGCGAUGGUAAAGGUGGAGGAAGAUCACUUUUACGUACAAGAAACUGACUUGCAGCUGAACAGCCAGUCCAAUCAGAUCUUCCACCAGCGCUUCAGGCUCUUCCGUUACCAGGAGACGCCUGGACCCCGCGAGGCGCUGCGCCGGCUCCGCCAGCUGGGCCGCCAGUGGCUGAGCCCAGAAACGCACACCAGGGAGCAGAUCCUGCAGCUGCUGCUGCUGGUGCAGUUCCUGACCAUCCUGCCCGCCGAGCCCCAGGCCUGGGUGCGGGGACAGCACCCGGAGAGCGGGGAGCAGGCAGUGACCGUGCUGGAGGAUCUGGAGCGGUUGCUGGACGAGCCCGGAGAGCAGGUGGGAAGAGAGGCAUGUUCUGUGGUGACAAAGCGCAGCAUUUACCGGUUAGGUCAGUAGGAGAGCUGUGAGGGCAGCCAUGAGCUUCCGUCCCUGUCCUGCAUCAUUGUUUCUGUCUGUUCCUUUUCCUGCCUCAUCUCUCCUUCUAAGCCUGUUGAGUCCUUUCUCCCUGUCCUGGCUCCAUGGGAAGUACUUCCCAAGGUUUUAACAUCUAGUUCUCAGGGCACUUUCUUCCCAAGCCCCGUGGUCCCUAAUUGUCCCCAGGGCACAUUCCAAGCAGAUGGACAGGAAGUGCUCUGGGAGGAAGUGACAUCCCUGGGAGCGGGCUGCCAGUCACCAUGUGAUCAGCUCCAGCACGUGGAGACCCCGUCCAGCAUGACCUUGGAGCCCCAUUCCCUAGAGAGAGGUGAGGAGAAAGAGGAGGAUCUGUCUGGAAAGGUGGAUCAGGGUAGCUGGGCUCCCGCUUGGCCAAUCACAGCCAUUCUUUACAGUUUAAUCAGGAGUAGUAUCCAAGAAGACUGAUGGCCGUGCAUGAUUUCACCCAAAAUCCUCCCUGGCUCAUCUGCCUCUCUGUUUGCAAAGUAUAACCGGUAUUCUUGACCUUUUAAGCAAAAGAUUUUUAUUUACUUAUUUAUUUACUUUAACAUACCCAUCUUUGCUUUUCAUUAAAACGUGGAAUUAUCACAUCAUUCAGUGGCUUCUUAUAUUAUCUCUCCAUUAUGAUCUUUACAGAGGCCUCCUCAGUGUCUUGCCCUAUCCUGUCUUUCUAAGUUUUCUCUAUCCGUUAGGAUAGAGCCACCUUUUAAACCUUUCACUUUGCACUGCUCCUAUCUUCUUCCACAUUAAAUUCCCUCCUGUUUUCAUGCCCAUACCUUCCCCUGCAUCUCCAGUCUACUUUCAACCCUUUUUCCCUCCCACAUUCUCUCCAUGUCAGGAAGAACUUCAUACACAGCAUGUCAGAUGUGCUUCCCACUAACAAAGUUUCCUGAUCCCCUUUUUACGUCCUGAUCCCCUUCACAAUCUCCAGAAAAUAGGGAUAAAGUGACCAGAACAGCCAAGAAAUCAGACCUUUUCCGGUAUUUCCUUUGAGUUGAGGUAGAAUCUUCAUCUUAAUGAGUUUGGUGGGACAUUUAUCUCCCUCGGGCCAAAUUUCAGUAAAACUGUUUUUCCAUAUCUUAGUUAAUAUAAGGGAAUUAUCAGUUUACACUGAAUCUUCAAGAAGUGCCCUAUUUGGGGGAAGAUUAAGAGGAAGUUUUCUUUCCAAGCAAUAGAAUGAACACACUUUUGCCUUUCUGCUAUAAUUGAAUUUGAUUGCAGUUUAAAGUGCUCUUUAUACACUUAGACUUUUUUCUUAAGUUUAUUUAUGUAUUUUGAGAGAGAGAGAGCAAGCACAAGCUGGGGAGGAACAGAGAGAAAAUCCCAAGCAGUCUCUGUGCUGUUAGUGCAGAGCCUGACUCGGGGCUUGAUCCCACAAACCACGAGAUCAUGAGUUGAAGUGAAGAGUCUGAUGCUUAACCAACAGAGCCACCCGGGCACCUCCUAUAAACUUAGACUUUUAACAAACAUUUUAAUAAUCUGUGCCCUUUGGUAAAUUCUGUUUCCUGUUCUACCUUGGUAAGUACCACUUUCACCUUUCCUCUCUAGUACUUGCCUUCCUUAACUGAGCUGAAGACAUAUUUAUUGAUUGUUGCGGGAAUAUGACCACAAAAGAGAAAAAUGGUCCCUUGGGGUGUAAUAGACCAUCAGCUCAAACAGGUGACAUUUCCAUUUUGUUUACUUUUAUAGAUGUUUAAAAUUUUCCAUAACAAAAAG
Messenger RNA from Panthera uncia (snow leopard), 2345 nucleotides. Its product is annotated as zinc finger and SCAN domain-containing protein 23-like. The transcript has 2 exons. The coding region runs from base 144 to 593 and encodes 149 amino acids. NCBI's taxonomy places the organism in Eukaryota, Metazoa, Chordata, Mammalia, Carnivora, Felidae. The record is from RefSeq and is a predicted model, not a curated record.